AGCUGUGUUUCAUUGAACCCAGAGAGAACUGUGCAUGUAACUGCAUGUCAUAUAGGUCAUACUUUGAAGGAGAGACUCAAAGGUGCGUUCAGCACUCAGAAGUUGACAAGUUGUUGGAGUUGUAUUGACGGUCCUGCACCAGUGGAUUUUGUUCAGAGCAGUGUGAUCAUGAAGGUGCCUCCCUUAGCUCUGCUCACCUUUACUCUACUCUUGAAUGAACUAACCAGUGCCUCUGUGGGGAAAAUACUAGUUUUCCCAUUGGACGGAAGCCACUGGGUAAACAUGAAAGUACUCAUUGAGGUGCUGCAUGCCAAAGGCCAUGAGGUCACCGUGCUCAGGCCGUAUGACAGCUGGUACAUCAGUGAAAAAUCUCCUUUCUACACCUCCAUCACACUUCCAAGCACGGGUGGCUUCGAGGAAAACUUUGAAACCUUUCUGUUGCCACAGCUAGCGAUCCGGUUACAGAGUAAGUCUAUGUCUCCUUUGUCUCUCAUCUGGACCCAUAUUAAAUUGCAGUGGAUGAUUAUAAACCAGUUCUCCGAGUUCCACAAGAGAGUGAGCGAUAUGGUCGUUCAGAUGUUUGAGGACGAAAACCUGAUGCGUUCCCUUAACAAUGCCAAAUAUGACCUGGUUUUAACCGACCCUGGCAUCGGUGGAGGGGCCAUGCUGGCACGUCGUCUUCAAGUUCCCCUUGUUUUCAAUGUCAGAUGGACCAUUCAAGGUGAAGCUCAUCUUCUCAUUGCUCCUUCCCCUCUAUCAUACGUUCCUUUCGUCGCAACAGAGCUGACAGACAGGAUGACCUUCCCUCAGCGAAUCAAGAAUUUUGUGAGUUAUGUUGUCGGGAUGUACACCAUGUCCUGCAUCACAGAACCUCAAUACAAACCUGUGGUUAGGAAGUACUUUGGCCCUGAUGUGGAUUACUCAACGUUCUUCCUGGAAGCUGAUAUAUGGCUUAUGAGGAAUGAUUUUGUCUUUGAUUAUCCACGUCCUACGAUGCCUAAUAUCGUCUACAUGGGUGGAUUUCAGUGCAAGCCACAGAAGGCCCUGCCCGAGGACCUGGAGAAGUUUGUCCAGAGCUCCGGAGAUCACGGGGUCGUUGUGAUGACCUUAGGAACUUUAGUCGGCAAGCUUCCCCAAGAUGUUGCAGAGGAGAUUGCGGCAGCCUUCGCUCAGCUGCCUCAGAAAGUUGUUUGGAGGUAUGUUGGAGAAAGGCCUGUCAACCUGGGUAACAACACAUUACUGGUCAACUGGUUGCCACAGAAUGACCUCUUAGGACAUCCCAAAACUAGGGCGUUUGUUUGCCACGGCGGCACCAAUGGCGUACAAGAAGCAAUUUACCAUGGGGUGCCUGUAGUCGGCCUACCCUUAUUCUUCGAUCAGCCUGAUAACCUCUCCAAAAUCAAAGCGAGGGGAGGAGCUGUGAAUGUGGACAUUGCCAUGCUCGAUAGGCACAUCUUUGAAGAUGCACUAAGGGCAGUUCUCUACAACUCCUCUUACAGAGAAAACAUGCAGAGACUCUCGAGGCUACACAGAGACCAGCCCAUGAAACCACUGGACCGGGCAGUGUUUUGGAUAGAAUUUGUAAUGAGGCACAAAGGAGCCCCUCACCUGCAGACACAAGCCAACAAAAUGUCCUGGUUUGUUUACAACUCUGUUGAUGUCAUCACUGCUUUGUUGGCAGCUGUUUUGCUUUUAACAUUCACCGGCAUGUCAGUUGUAAGAUUAGUGUGGAGAAAGAUUUUUGUUGGAAAAAAGGUCAAACCUGAAUAAAUAAAUGAAAUGUUUGUUAAAUCCAAGCAUUUCUAGACAUGAUCCCAACAAGUCUCUAUGUGUGAUCCACUGGUUUAGGAUUGUAUCAAGUACAAACAUGUGAGGAUGACUUAAGGUUCUCAAAAUCAAUAUUAAUAAAGUAAAUUCUCUUUUGUUUAUGAGUUUGUUUGCAACAUCUUAUACACAGGAGCAUACAGGAGGAACAGCAACAUAAAGUAUCCAUCCAUCCAGCAGCUAUAUGUCUCUGGAGUCAAAGUCUGAGAGCAGUGAACUUAAACCAGGUGACCUUAAGAUUAACUUGUUGAUUGACCAACAUCCCUGUGUGUGCGUGUGUGUUUCCAUAAUGUGUGGUGUUCAAAGGAAUUGUCUCAAUCACUUCUGGACCUGCACCCUUAUGUAUUGUGUAAUUUGUGUUAAAGCUCAUCCUUGAGUUUUAAAUCAACAAUUUGGUCUGUCUUGUUUGAGUUGUAUCAGCUACUUUUCAUUUUUCCUCUUUACUGUUCUUCAAUUUUGUUUAUUCCUGUGUGCAUACUAGGUAUAAUAUUAGCAAUUGUGCGUGGGUUUAAAUUUAACCAACACUGAGACUGUGAGUUUCUGUGUAACAUAAUUGAAUUGCAGACCUCAACUGAUAGUUUUCAAGAUGUAUUUCUUUUGAUUUUACAUUUUGUUAUAUUGAAAUCAAUCAGUUUCUGUACAGGUCCGGGUUUGAACAGUAGGUGGCAGCAUAAUGUUCUGCCAUGGGAUUAAGGAAUCAUGAAGUUCCUUUUCCUUGCAUAGAUGAUUUAAAAUGUAAGCAUUAUCUCUUCAAAUGUGUUAUCCUACAGCCAUUUGUUAAAUUAUGAUGUGAUAUCUUACACAUUAUCAAAAUGUAUUAAUCGUAAAUUUAGACUAUUGUCCCUGUUUCCCAUGUCUGUGAGAGAAACCUGGUUCCUCAUAUCUCUGAAUGAAUCCAACAUUAUCCGGAUCACUGAUUGUCUGUGCAAGAGCGACACUGACUUCUAUAUGUCCUGGAUAAUUUUUCAUUAUUAUAAUCAACAGUGACCUGUCUGAUAUUAUGUUAAU
Limanda limanda (common dab) is the source of this 2832-nucleotide messenger RNA. RefSeq names its product UDP-glucuronosyltransferase 2C1-like. The transcript is spliced from 2 exons. NCBI's taxonomy places the organism in Eukaryota, Metazoa, Chordata, Actinopteri, Pleuronectiformes, Pleuronectidae. Gene Ontology annotation, molecular function: UDP-glycosyltransferase activity. Bases 169 to 1770 code for a protein of 533 amino acids. The record is from RefSeq and is a predicted model, not a curated record.